Ceraceosorus guamensis is the source of this 3516-nucleotide messenger RNA. Its product is annotated as isoleucyl-tRNA synthetase. Gene Ontology annotation, biological process: isoleucyl-tRNA aminoacylation. The transcript is spliced from 15 exons. Gene Ontology annotation, cellular component: cytosol. Gene Ontology annotation, molecular function: aminoacyl-tRNA deacylase activity; isoleucine-tRNA ligase activity; tRNA binding. The record is from RefSeq and is a predicted model, not a curated record. Bases 177 to 3437 code for a protein of 1086 amino acids. Lineage: Eukaryota; Fungi; Basidiomycota; Exobasidiomycetes; Ceraceosorales; Ceraceosoraceae.
AGAGAAGAAAGUUAGCUUGCGUGACUUAGAACAGCCUGGAUCACUGAGUAUCGCCAAAGUCAAUCAGUGGAUCAAGAAUCAGCAAGUCAAAAAUGCAAAUGGUUCCAUUUCCACAUCAUCAUCAUCGUAGAAUGUCGGGAUCUGCACAAACACUCCUCGGGAUCUAAGGGCCUUCCAUGGCCAUGUGGAGCACGAUGCUAUCAGCCAGGGACGGGGCGGUCCGAUGCUGCUGUGCAGCAUCUCACAGCAUUCGCCCAACCGAACAAUCAAGGGUGGCGCUAAGACGAAUAGCAAGGCUGCACACGACUCCGUUCGCGCAAACAGAAGCACCUGUGCCUCCUCCUGCUCAUCAUCGGACGCCAGCGGGGCAAGCUUUCGGCGGUGGAUCAUCGAACGAGAAGCUUUACAGCGGUACGUUGCAGCUGCCUAAGACGGCCUUUCCUAUGGCCGCGUCGCCCGAGAAGAGAGAGAAGCUUUUUCGCAGAAGGACGACAUAUGAGCUAUAUGCUUGGCAGCGCGAGAACAAUACAGGGCCUUCUUUCGUGUUGCAUGACGGGCCUCCGUAUGCCAACGGACCCUUGCAUAUAGGUCACGCGUUGAAUAAGAUACUCAAGGAUGUCAUCAUCAGAUACCACAUGCUGCAAGGCCGCCGCGUGCACUUUGCUCCAGGUUGGGACUGUCAUGGUCUGCCUAUUGAGCUCAAAGCUCUGGGAACGCUGAGCAGCGAAGGCGCUCCUCCGGCUCAAGAUCCGUUGGCUCUCCGAGCAGAGGCGCGACGCAUCGCGGGAACAGAGAUAGAUGGUCAGCGAUUAGGGUUCCGGUCAUUUGCACUGAUGGCCAAUUGGGCGGAGCAGAGCACCUAUAGGACGUUCGAUCUCGCUUACGAACUCAAGCAGCUGCAGAUAUUCAGGGAGAUGGUGCACAAAGGACUCAUCUACCGUGCAUACAAGCCCGUCUACUGGUCGCCCGCCUCCCGAUCGGCACUUGCCGAAGCCGAGCUGGAAUACCAUGAAGACUUCAUGUCGCAUACCGUGUUUGUCCGCUAUCCCAUGCAGAUUGGACCUCAAUUGCGGCAGGCGAUGAUGAAAGAGUCAGGAUCUGCAGCUCUGGCCCGUGCUCGCCAGCCAAUCAACGCCUUGAUCUGGACGACGACUCCUUGGACGCUUCCCUCCAAUAAAGCAGUCGCAGUCAAUCCAGAGCUCGAUUACAGCUUGGUGCGAGUGCAGGAAGGCCCGAUGCAGGGCGACACAUUUUUCAUUGGGACAGAUAGGAUUGGCUUCUUGUCAAAGUUGAAGCUUCCAGGCUCCGACGCAGGUGGGAACAGGUACCGCGUUGGGCCUAUGGAAGAGCUUGUCGUCGUGAAAGGCGCUCAGCUUUUAGAUUCUACAUACCGUCAUUGCUUUUUGCCGGACGAUGCUGAGCCCCGUCCGAUUCUGCCAGCAAGCUACGUCACGGCGUCCAGUGGAACUGGGCUUGUACACACUGCCCCAGCCCAUGGCGCAGAAGAUUACGAGCUGUGGCGAGAGCACGGAGCGCUUAGACGUGAACAGCUGUUCUCGCCCAUCGAUGAUGAAGGUCGCUACACAGAACAGCUCAGGGAGCUGUCCGGUGGUGCAGAAAACCUCGUCGGCUACCUGGCAGGACACCGUGGUGACGCGCUGGUGAUCAAGUUGCUCGAAGCGAAUGACGCUUUGUUCAUGAGUUGGCAUCUCAAGCACUCUGUCCCGAUUGACUGGCGUUUGAAGCAGCCUGUAAUGGUCCGUGCGACAUCACAAUGGUUUGCGGAUGUAGGCAAAAUCAAGAACCAUGCACUGCAAGCGCUUGAGAAGGUCAACUUUUUCCCUGCCAGUGGAAAAGCCCGCUUACAGUCGUUGGUGUCUGGCAGGGCGGAAUGGUGCAUUUCUCGACAAAGGGCCUGGGGUGUGCCCAUCCCAGUCUUGUACGACGCAGACACGGAUGAAGCCCUGAUAACGCCCGAGAACGUCGAUCACAUUAUCGCCGUGCUUGCUGAAAAGGGCACGGACUAUUGGUGGGAGGGUGCUGCGGACGAAUUUGUCGCGCCUCAAUACCGCGACGAUUUCAAAGCUUGGCGAAAGGGAACGGAUACGAUCGACGUUUGGUUUGACAGCGGCAGCAGCUGGGCAAACCUGGCUGAGCAGGUCGGCGCCGAGAGAGAAGGCCAGUCACUUGCAGACGUGUAUUUCGAGGGGACUGAUCAGCACAGGGGAUGGUUCCAAUCCUCGCUCUUGACCAGAAUCGCAAUGCAAGACACGAGUUCGCAAGCCGCCGAUCCAGUCCUCGCGCCGUACGCGAACGUGGUCACGCACGGCUUUGUGACGGAUAGGAGAGGGUGGAAAAUGAGCAAGAGCCUCAAGAACGUGCUUGGACCCGAAUUCUUCAUCGAUGGUGGUCAUAAAAGAAACGAUCCAGCAUAUGGCGCCGAUCCUCUUCGAUUCUGGGCCGCUUCAGCCGACUAUACAAGAUCUGUACCCAUCGGCACUUUGAUCAUCAAGCACGCCGAUCUAGCUCUCCGAAAGAUUCGCAACACGGCUAGAUUCAUGUUGGCCAAUAUCUCGACGGCGGAGAUUCCGAGGCUUCAGGACGUGGAGUUGAGUUUGUUGAAUCGAUACAUGCUGCACGAGAUGUAUGUGCUUGACCGCGAUGUCAAAGCAGCCUACGAGACUUUUGACUUUGCCUCUGUCGUGCGAAAGAUCACGCAUACGGCCAACAAUUUGUUGAGUGCAUUUUAUCUCGACAUUGCCAAGGAUAUCCUCUACGCAGAUCGUGCGAAUAGCGAGCAACGCAAGGCCGUUUUGGCAGUGACAGACCAGAUUCUGCGGCUCUACACCUCCGUGCUGGCUCCAAUAACCCCUCAUCUUGCAGAGGAGAUUCAUCACUUCAGAGCCAACCGGCCCGCCGAUCCGCAGCCCAAAGAGGCGGGAGCAGUCUCCUUCUUCCACAGCCGCUGGCAAGGGGUGGAUGAACGGUGGCGCGACGAGGACGCAGCUGCACAAAUGCACCCGAUGCUGGAGCUCAAGAACGGAAUUUUUGCUGCUCUUGAGAUCGGUCGUAAAGAUGGCCUUCUCAAGGCGGCCCUCGAGACUGACGUUGUCAUCGACCUAGACGCUUCCACAAAUGAGGCAUUGAAAGGCAUUCUCGAGCGCAACGGCGAGGAAUUGUCGACCAUUUUUCUGGUUUCGCACGUACACCUAUCGAAGGAUAAGGUGGCGCGGACACCGAGUACAGCAGGAGCUUACUCAAUUCCCGCUGUGCAUAGCGGCAUAGCAUUUGAAAUUCGCCCCUCAAUAGGCCACAAGUGCGCGAGAUGUAGGACGUACAGAAAGGCAGUGGUGGAAGACAGGCUAUGCGGUCGUUGUGAGGACGCCGUUCAGAUCUACGAAGCUGCCAAUGGUCCAAUUGAAAUCACCUCACCUUAAUGAUAUAUGUCACGCCGCAAGACCUCAACGCUGACUCAUCUGCGCAACUAUAGCGACCAUAGCACAGGCCGGCACACCG